UGUGUGUACAAGAUAUGUGUGCUGUAAAGUUCAUCUCCUGUUCAUCCACAUGUGACCGCAGAACAGUGCUCAGAGGGUGUGGCGAAAGUUGGAUGCUGAAUUUGGUUUCAUUUCGGGUUUGCUGUCAGUUCAAACUUUCUCUCAACUUGUGCAGUCAAGUCACACAUAGAAUAGCUGGAUUGAAUUAUAAACUGCGACCGGAGAUUGGGGAAAAGGAUUUAACUUUUGUUGGUACUGAUCGAGUCCACGAUAAAACAUUUCCCACGGUUGGAAGUCUGAAGUUGAAAGGUAUACCGGUGCAUGUACGUACAUGAUUUUUCUUUGUUUUGUGGAAGCCAGGAAGUAGCUGCCUAAAUGACAAUGGAAGGGUGUGGAGCCAAAUGCAUCAAGUUUCUUCUGUUCAUAAUCAACUUCAUAGUUGCCAUAUGCGGCCUGGGCCUGAUCGCCACCGGCCUGCUGAUCAAGUUUGGGGUGACCGACUGGAUCCCCAUUGAUGAAAUCGCCAACCUGCUCAACAGCGAGUUGCUGCGCAGCGCCACCUACAUCAUCAUUGCGGCCGGCGCCUUCGUGUUCCUCGUGGCAGUCUGCGGCUGUUUUGGGGCACUGUGCGAGAACAAGUGUUUGCUGAUCUUGUACUUCUUGUUGCUGUUCAUCGUGUUCGCCGCUCAGAUUGCCGCAGGCAUUUUGGCCGCUCUGUACACCCGGCAGAUCUCCACCUACCUAGAGACUGAAAGCACUAUGUUCUUGAAGGACGACUACAACAGGACAGGCAAGGAGUUGGCUACAGCUGCCUGGGACUUCAUCCAGACAGAGCUGAUGUGUUGCGGUGUGAAUGGUGAAUCGGAUUACCUUGAGAACACUUAUUUACAGAACAACGGGAAAACUUACCCUCGGAGCUGCUGUGCGAUGAAUGACUGCAUCAGUCCGCGAAAUUCGGGCUGUAAGGGUAGAAUCGAGGGGUUGAUAUCGGACUACGGCACCAUCAUCGGGGCCACCGCGGUAGGAGUUGCGUUCUUCGAGCUGUGCUGUAUGCUUCUCGCCAUCUGCGUCUGCCGGAACGUCGGCGACAUGGACUAGAUGACUUCUCUCGAGAGGUGUUAGAAAAAAACAAACAAACAGCUAGCUUCAUGCGUAGAACGACAGGGCAUCUUGGCACAAACAGGUUGAUAAUGCGUACACAAAUGUUUUGUCGGCUCGUGGGUUUCAGGUAAAAGAAAUCCCGCAUUAUUAGAUGGUUUGCAACCCACCAACAAAUUAGCCAGUGUUUCGGUCUCCACAAAGAACAGACGACUCCCCCGUUUUUCUUUCAUGACCCACAAAAGUAUUAGAAUUUCAAGGAGACAAUUCAUGACAGUCUGUGAAUUCCAUGGAUAAAAAAUAACCAGAUAACUUGUGUAAAAAAAGAAAAUUCAGAAUGUGAAUGUAUGUGUAGAUAAACAGGUAAUUGGUGAGACUAAUAAGAUAUAUUAUACAAAAGAGUGCCUGUCUCAUCUGAACCUCAAGAGGGCGUGCUUCAUGCUUUUUUACCAUCAGGGUCGUGGGAUAUUGGAACAAAAUAGUUUUAUUUUGAGAGAGAAAAAAAAAAACAAGGCGACGUACCUGUACACAUUUUAGUUUUGUAAAUUACUUCAUCCCCCAUUUACACAAUAUAGAAAUAGUAAAAAAAAGACUCUGUAAAUAAUUGUUUCGGAGACUAUAUUAGGGGUAAUAAACUGAAAAAAUAUUUGCUGCCGAGAGUAAACUUUUAGAAUUUCAUGACCUGAACUGGUAGUAUUUUUCCGAUAGCCUAGUACCGUAGUUAGAAUUGCUUUUCCUGUAGCUACGUGUGUCAUAUGGAAAUUGCGACAAAUGGUGCAAAGAUGCUGUUGUAUGUGUAAGCAAAGAUGACAUAUUUGUGCAUUUUAAGAACUGACUAAGUUCAUUUUUUCUAUUCUGUACUGACUUAAUGCAUGUUUUGUGGUACAUUGAGAAGGUAAGCUGUUGAAUAUGAGCCUGGUUUCUGUAAAAAAAAAAGCAAAAUUAUUGUAAAGGCUUGUGGCCUGAUUCAGCCAUUUUCUUGGGGUGGGGAAGGGAUGCCAGAUGUAAAUGGCCCCGUGGCAUGGAUAAAAUCAGUAACUAGUGGCCCGAGAACAUGAAGUCUUGUGAUAGAGCAGAGUUCUUUGAUAUUGAGGUUAUUGUCUAAUGUUGUAGCGGUUGCUGUUUCCUGUCCUGAGGGAGGGCUCAUUACCAUGGUAACGAUGAUGUCAGGACUUGCUGAAACAUUUUGCGUGUUCACAACCACCAACAGAGCACAUCUGUCCGUUUGCCUCCCCAAAGAAAAAAAAAAAACAGCUGAAAAGAAGUCUUUUCUCCUUUCUACCUCUAUUGUGUCUGAAGAAGAGAUCAAAAAAAUGGACUUCGUCUCGACUGAAGAUUUGUUGCCAAGGGAAUACUGUCAUGCAGGGGGCAUUGUUGGGACAGCCGAGGAAUCUGAAAAGAGAGAUUAUGUUUUCCUCAUUCAAAGCUGGGUGUGCCCUGCUCCAUCUAGGCCAAACUGGCCUAAUAGUAGGCUAUUGAAAGGUUUUUUUUAUAGAGCAGGAUGAUUGGUCAUUUGACAAGAAGUUCUCUGUGGGUUGACCAAUAGCAGUGUCCGUUUUACAAAACAUGCAUGACAGUGUUCCUUUUUUUUUUAAAGGGCUCAGGUGAUGUGUUCUGCACAAUGUGCCAUUGUAAAAAAUGUGCUAAGGUAUAUAUUAUGACAGGUGUCCAAAGUGGAGCGUAGAUGUGUGCCAGUCGCGGGUUUUGUCUUUCAAAGUUUCCUCAAAGUGGCCGGUGGAAUUCCCACUAAAUAGUGGGUCGAUGUACAUGGGAUUUUUAGACAGCUUUCCUUGAGUACGGUAGUUCGCCGCUGUUCUUUAGCUAGUGGUGUGUCGUCUGCACAAUGGAAGUCGAUUAAACUGAAAGUUGGAAUUACGCGAAUUCUAUUAAAAUUUGCAGUGUCGGCGGUGGGGGGGGGAAUGAGACUGUAUAUGGAACAAAGGCCUUCUGAUGUUGUAAUAAAUAGGAAAGUGAGCUUGUGAAUUUGCAGAUAGCCUAGGACGCUCUUCCGAGAUGUUUAGGGCAGAUUUGUGUACUACAUUUAAUCAUUCCUGUGUCUGCGUACCAAGUAACAAUUCCAAAUUUUUGAAGUACGAGUCGGUGAUUAAUAUUUCCUAGAUACACAUAGGUGUGAGUAAACUGAUUAUGGUUAUGGUCGCAUAAUCAGAGUGGAAUCUGCUUUUUGAAUCUGCAUAAUGUUUUGAAGCAUACAUAUUGAUUAGCUUUUGAGGCUUUGAAUAUUCAUUGGUUGAGUGAUUGGAAUAAUUGUGUUUUUAAGAGGCAUUUUUUCUUUCUUUCAGUAAAUCUUGAAGCUUAUGAUUUUCUUUUUAAGUGUCACCACAUUUUAGCAACAUGCCGUUUAGAGGAUGGGAGAAGUUGGUCAUCCCUCUUCAAGUGUUGAUGUGGAAGAGUCUAGUCUCCCCUUUCAUGUACUGGGACGAUCCAUUUCCCAGAGAGGGGGAUAACGGUUGUUAAACAAUCAAAGAGAAUCAGUGAACAGAGGGUUUUCGUGCAUUAUUUUUCUAAUUCUUUGAGUUUUGCAACUUCGUUGACAUUUAUCUGUUUCUAGCAUGCAAAUUUGAACAGAGUGAAUGCUUUAUGUAAUUAAAUUGAAGGCAAAUUUAAAUUGAAUUUAAAAAAAAGAUGCGCAAAUGUCUGAAAAUGAUAGUACUUAGUACGUACUCUUCUCUUGUACCCAUAUUAGAGAUUUUGUAUUUAAUCACACAUUACCCAAAUAGUAGUUGCUAGUCUUGAAUUUUUUUUAACGGCGUUUAGAAAUAAUUGCAUGAAUUCUUAAAAAGGAUUUUGUAUGUAUAUACUAGAACGAUUGUAUCGUGUGUGUGUGUGUUGUGUGUGGUGGUGUCCUCCGUUUUGCAGAAUGAAUCCAACGGCAAGAGGAAACUAUUUAAAACUCUAUUUUGUACUUUUUACAUGUGGAGGCUGUAUCCUGGGGGAAAGAAAAACAAAGAACCAAAAAAAAUGUCCUACUUAACGGUGGUGUUCAGUAGCUUCUUUGUUUAAGAGACGAUUUGGGGUUGAUGGGAGUAUUUCAAUAUGAGGCAUCGGUUUGUACUUUGGAGCUUACAAUCCACGUCAAGUCUGGUACUGGAUCACAUCUUGAGAUACCGUUCGCUUCAGGUCGCCCUGACGGGUGCUACAGAAAACCUGGAAAUGCGUCCAGUUUGGAACUGCUUAUGCCCACGUGCUGUAUAAAGCAAAAGAAUCUUAUUGGCUAACCCACUGAUGGUCAGGGACCAAGCCCAGGAGAUAAUAUCAUUGUAUGCACACUCUGCAUGCGAGUAUACACCUAUAUCAUGAGGCUGCCAUGUUUGUCUUGUCCCCUAUAGACCUAUUGGCAGUAGUGAUACAACUUUACAUAUUGAUGAAAAGGGAACAGACUAUUUUCCCUUCCAGCCUCAUCUUGGUUGCGUUGGUUUGAAUGGUAGAAAAGCAAGAUGGCUGCCCAGUGAUAGAGGUCUAUGUCCUUAUGUUAACAUUAUGUUGAUGUGUACUCUUUUAAGACUGAAUCCACCUUGCCUUCAGUUUGCACAUGGUCGCAGUUCUUCAGACAUGGCUGCCGUGAUAGACAGGCACCCUUCAAGUUUAGCUAUGCACCACAGUUCUUGAGUCAGGUGGCUGUAGUGUUGUUACAUGGCAAAUGCUUGAAAUGCCUAUGGAAGCCAAGGGCUUGUGGCUAUGGCUAUUGGCCAUAGACAUGCAUGUUUUUGCUGGCUGCAGCCAGGUGCAUUGUAAAUCAAACAUGGCUUAACAUGGCAGAGUUCAAACAGAUCAAAGACUGCUUUACCUCAAGUGGCAUGCAUAACAUACGUGUACGUUGAUCAUUCGUGGGCCCAGUACUACCCAGUCAAUUUUUGUGUGAAGGUACUUUAGACAGAGAACUCUUUAUUCCUUAUACGAGGUCCCUGGUGUUGUGGUGUUAAUGGUGCUUUGUACUAUAACUAAGAAAUGGGUCUUUAGUAACGCCUACUGACAACCUUGUGUUUCAUGUAUCGAAGGCCCUCAGUUACGUGCUAGUGAGGACCUUACUAAUCCAAUAUCUGUACUAUCACGGAUCAUGUCUUUUCAUUCCAUCUGAACUUCACCCUGUCUGUAUUCACAGUAGGCUUCUUCUUAAGGGAUAUGAACUUUUUGUAAUCCUUUUAUAGGCGUGGUAAUAAGGAGUGAUGCUCAGCAACACUGACCAAUCAGAAGAGAUGUAUCAUGGGAAAGACAUUACACUUUGAUUGGUCAGUUUGGUUGGAAAAGCAGUUGUGUACCAACAUGUACUACAUGAAAGAAGUAAAAUGGAGACUCAUCAAGAAGCAAACUGAAGUUUCUUUCCUCUUUGAAAUAUACCCAGAAAUGUUGCAUGAAAUAACCGAAAGUCGAGAUUGUUCACAGUUUUUGUCUUUGUCAACAUAAUACAGGGUCCUGUGUUGCUCUCGGUGAUGCUUUUUAUAUACUGUAAAAAGUGUUAUUUUAUAUUUUGUUUAUUCAUUUUAAUUCCCUGUAAAAUGUUUGCUGUUUUAUUUUUACAGUAGCUGAAGUAUAUUUUUUUGGCUUUAAGGUUGAUGACCCAGUAGGUUUCUUUUCGUUACUGUAACAGUCUUUAAUCUUUCACCUGGUCGGAGGAAUGAGAGCUGUUACGGGUUGAAAUACAGUAUUGCAGCGCAUAGGGAGGUGACAGUAAAGUUGCAAGGUUCGAUGUAACUUGCAUUUAAAGUGGCCCUCUUUUAAGUUUUACCCCCUCAGAAAGCGAACAUUCUGUUGGCCUUUUUUGGUUGCCUUGGAACAAGAAGCCACAAAAUUUUAAGAAGGCUCCUAGUUGGCCUAGCAUUCCCAUAUCCAAAUUCAUCAGAAUGAUACAAAGUAGGCCCUGUGACUUUGUGGAAGUUGAAGUGUUCAUGAAAAUCAGCCUGUGUCACAUUUCAUGACAAUUUUUUUUCAGGUGCAUGAAUUCUGAGCUGGAAUUUCAAAAUUUUUAAGUGUCUAGUUUCAAAGUACUGUUCUGAAAUUGUCCUCUGGCCUUUAAAGAAAAAACAGUGGAAGUAGGUUUUGAAAAGAAUUUAGAUAAUGGCACUUGAGUCUUACACUAUUCAGAAAUAAGUGCCCACUGAAUUAAUUUGGAAACAAUGGAUGGUAAACAGUUUCAAGAAUGUUUUUUCCUAGCUGUUAUUUCAAGAAUGUUUUUUCCUAGCUGUUAUUUCAAGAAUGUUUUUUCCUAGCUGUUAUUUCAAGAAUGUUUUUUCCUAGCUGUUAUUUCAAGAAUGUUUUUUCCUAGCUGUUGUUUCAAGAAUGUUUUUCCCUAGCUGUUAAGUUGGGUAGUAAAAUAAAGUACAAGUCUGUGACUUAAUUUAAUGGAUCCACUUUUCAUUGACUAAUAAACGUACAAAAAACCCUGGUACUAUAAAUAUGGACGGAAAUGCUUUACGAUUGUAACAUUGUGUACAUGUGCUGACCAGUUUCCAGUAACUUCUGUCAUUACGCUUAAAUAGUAAUACUCUAUGUUUGGUGUAUUCAGUAAAGAAAGGUGAAUCAAAUAAACGUGUAAAAAUGUAGGAAACUGUGAAA
Acanthaster planci (crown-of-thorns starfish) is the source of this 6648-nucleotide messenger RNA. RefSeq names its product tetraspanin-18B-like. The record is from RefSeq and is a predicted model, not a curated record. NCBI's taxonomy places the organism in Eukaryota, Metazoa, Echinodermata, Asteroidea, Valvatida, Acanthasteridae. Gene Ontology annotation, cellular component: plasma membrane.